This is a messenger RNA of Colletotrichum tamarilloi, 891 nucleotides long. RefSeq lists its product as uncharacterized. The coding region runs from base 1 to 891 and encodes 296 amino acids. The record is from RefSeq and is a predicted model, not a curated record. The transcript is spliced from 4 exons. Lineage: Eukaryota; Fungi; Ascomycota; Sordariomycetes; Glomerellales; Glomerellaceae.
AUGCAUGGUUCGACGGCGGACCGCAGACUGGAUGUUGGUUUUGUCGAUGAUUUAAAAGGACCUCCAUACCACUGGAAGCAAAUACUAGUACCCGGAGAACUGAAGAGUAAUCCGUCUGCCGACACCGCCUCCAAAGCUUGGAUCGACCUUGGGAGAUAUGCGAGGGAAGUGCUCGCCGCACAGGACACCCGACGCUUCGUGAUGGGCUUCACGCUCUGUGGAUCUCUCAUGAGAGUUUUGUGUCGGUGGUCCUUGGAUUUCUGGAUGGAUGAAGAAGACCUCGGGUUUGAGCUAACGGUCAUGGUGUCGGACAAAGACCGAUUUAUCAAGAUUCCGCGGAACGGUUCUACCGACCAGAUUGCCAUUGAUGGGGUCAUCCUUCGGGCGCGUUGUGUGGCUGGCCGCGCUGUGACUUGCUGGAAAGCCCAUCCCAAAGGACAUCCAGAAACGCCGCUUGUCAUCAAGGAUUCAUGGCAAUAUCCCGAGCGCGAUGAGGAAGGCGAUCUUCUGCGUGAAGUGACGGACAAAGGCAUUAUACCACCAAACAAGAUGGUAAAAGAUGACCCGCGGAAAGGCCGGCCCGGCAGCAGCAAGAAGCGGCCCUCCAGCCUACUCGACUCCGCUUUGCCCUCAAGCAAGCGGUCCUGCUCCAUGUCUCCAACAAAGGUGCCAAGUACCGCCCAAUCGGGUUCAUCGGCGCAUCAUUCUCCGGGAUUAUGGCGAGCUCUCGAUCAGCAUUGCUUGCUGCACUGGUGGAACUACGAGAGUGAUGAAACGUUGGCUGAGCUCCAGAUGGGUGUAGUUGCUGACGAGCAAUACUUUCAGCAAAAGAUUACGGAGAGCUUCACUGCACAAUACCAGCCACUAGUGCCCUGGGACACAAAACUAUGA